This is a messenger RNA of Exophiala aquamarina CBS 119918, 717 nucleotides long. RefSeq lists its product as uncharacterized. The record is from RefSeq and is a predicted model, not a curated record. NCBI's taxonomy places the organism in Eukaryota, Fungi, Ascomycota, Eurotiomycetes, Chaetothyriales, Herpotrichiellaceae. Bases 1 to 717 code for a protein of 238 amino acids. The transcript has a single exon.
AUGUCUUCACCAACAUCACCAGCAACAGCAUCCACAUCUUCAGACACGCUCUCUCUGUCGUCGUCACGCUCAUCCACAAAGUCAAACAUGCACAUCGCCAUGCCCGCACAAACCGACUUCAGCAACCCCGGCGGCGUUGGCAGCAACAGCAGCAGCAGCAACCCAACCUACGUGACCGCGUCGAUGCCCUCACCAGCACAGAACCCUCACAACACAACAUGGGGUUCUCCAUCGCCAUCUCACUCUCCCUCUUCUCACCGUCACCACCACAUCCACAUCCCGACACCCCACCCCCUGGCAGCAGCAACAUCAUUCCUCGACAAGCACGUCCCACUGUUCUCGAAGCACCACAACGAAUUCAGCGUGAACCACGAAGCGCGGGCCGCACGCCGUGAAGCCCGCCGCAGCCUCGUCGUCGACGCCAUCCCUGAGGUGGACGUCGAACAUCUACCGGCCCCGCCCAGCAACAGCAACAGCAGCGGCGGUGUGAUCGCGACGGCCAUCCACGCCGCCACCGCGACCGGCGCCGGGCCCGCGCUCGCUGACUCCCGCGCCGCGGACAAUGCCGCCUGGAGAGACAUUUUGGCCAAGCGAGAGGCCGCUAGGCGGAGGGCCGGGUCUGAUGACAUGCAAAUGCACCGCUCGAUCGCAGAGGAGGGCAGCGACGAGGAUUCCUCCUCCCGUGGCUACAAAGGCUCGCCGGCUAUAACGCCUUGA